This is a messenger RNA of Apis laboriosa (Himalayan honeybee), 3001 nucleotides long. Its product is annotated as homeotic protein proboscipedia. NCBI's taxonomy places the organism in Eukaryota, Metazoa, Arthropoda, Insecta, Hymenoptera, Apidae. The transcript has 3 exons. The record is from RefSeq and is a predicted model, not a curated record. Bases 1 to 2898 code for a protein of 965 amino acids. Gene Ontology annotation, molecular function: DNA-binding transcription factor activity, RNA polymerase II-specific; DNA binding. Gene Ontology annotation, biological process: regulation of DNA-templated transcription.
AUGCGCGGCAAGCGGCAAGUUGGAUUGCCGCCGCCGGAAGAGGAAUUAGCGCAGCAGCAACAGCAAGAACAGGAGCAGGAGCAGCAGCGGAGGAGGCAUCAGCUCGAGGCGUUGGUCCACGCGGGCAAGGAGGUUGCGAGCGUGAAGACGAGGCCGACGACACCCGUCCUGGCGAACGACGGAGGGGGUGGCUUCUGGCUGGCCACGGUGGCCGGGGGGCCUGGUGCCCCGCACGGGGCCCACCACCCGGCCAUGGACCCGACGUGCGCCACCGCCGAGACGGGCUUCAUCAACAGCCAACCCUCCAUGGCCGAGUUCAUGACCGCGUUGCCCCAGCUCGCGGCGGGCGACGCCGGCGGCCUCCAGCACUCGCCCGGGGCCGGGGGCUCCAUCAGCCCCGCUUCCCACCAUCCCGGUUACCACGCCAUCAUCGACCCCCACGGCGUCGCGGACCCCUCCGUCAACGUGCCCGAGUACCCGUGGAUGAAGGAGAAGAAGACCACCAGGAAGAGCAAUCAACAAGAAAACGGACUGCCAAGGAGAUUACGUACGGCCUACACGAACACGCAAUUGCUCGAGCUAGAAAAAGAAUUCCACUUCAACAAGUACCUGUGCAGACCCCGAAGAAUCGAGAUAGCGGCAUCCCUCGACCUCACCGAAAGGCAGGUGAAAGUGUGGUUUCAAAACCGGAGGAUGAAGCACAAGCGUCAAACGUUGAGCAAGGAGGACGGGGACGAGAAGGACGGUUCGGCGUCCGACGGGAUGGAGAAGUCCAAGGGUGAGAAAUUGUUGGCGAUCGACAACGAGGAGAAGAAGAGUUGCCACAACUGUGAUAUCUCGAGCGUGGGCGACCCUGUUGGCAGCACCCUGCCCGGCGACGUGACCGAGCUCACCUCGUCCUCCAAUCGUCGACUCGUCAACAACAACAACAACAACAACAACACGCCCACAGCGACCAACAACAACCCAGCCUUCAACGCCAACAGCAACGGGGCGAGCAGCGUGGGAAGCACAAACAGCGUGUCCAGCUCCUUCGAGAAGAUGAUAGCGGACGACGACUCGAGGUCGCAGGACGGGAGCGAGGUCACCUCGCCGACGAGCGGCGCCAAGAAAUUGGCCACGACGUCCAACGACGUCGUGGUCAGAGUGAAGGUGGAGAGCGGGCGCAAGAGUCCCCCCCUGCCUGGCAAACAGGGGCAGCACUCCAUCUCGGUCAGCAAGAAGUCACCCUCCACCUCCUCCUCCUCCUCCUCCUCCUCCUCCUCCUCCUCCUCCUCCUGCUCCUCCUCCUCCUCCUCGUCCAAGGAGCAACUGUGCUCGGUGAACAGCAACGGGGUGUUGCUCGCUAUGCCCGACUCGACCGUCAGCACCCCCCUCCUGCCCGGCCAAAACUCGGCCAGAAGCCUGACCCCCUCCUCCACCCCCGGCACCCCCGUCUCUGUCCAACUGCAGCAAGGCAGCCCCCUAGGCAUCCAGGCCACCCACGCCUACAUGCAACGGCCGAGGAGCUCCCCCUCCUCCUCCUCCUCCUCCAUCGCCGCAGCUCCCCCCCCUCCGCCCCCCGUCCUACUCGCGGGGGCGCCCAUGAUGCACGGCUCGACCAACGCGGGCACCAUGUCCCCCCACCACCAGGGGCCGGGGACUAGGAACAACAACAACAACAACAACAACAACAACCACUUCCAGCAACAGCAACACCACCAGAGCGCCAUCUAUCAAUCGGGGGCGGCAGCGAUAGAUUACAGGAACGGUGUCGCUUCGAACCACAGGCAAGCGACGAUCCCUCCUCCUCAACAGGCCAGCUAUUGCUCGAGGGAGGGGUACCAACAGUCGAGGCUCUCCUCGUACCAAGGAGGCGACGUUCACCCGUCCUUGUACUCGAGGCAGAACCACCACCAACAGGCAACCUCGUCCACGACCACGGCCAGGCUGACCCCCCACCACGUCCGCGCCAAUUCCUCGAGGACGACCGGUGGCCCCGUGUACCAUCAUCCCAACCAAUUCCACCAACAGCAGAGCCACCAUCAACAGCAACAACAACAACAACAACAACAACAACAACAACAACAACAACAACAACAACAACAGUAUACAGGGGCAGGCGAGUACAACGGUUACAACGGGGGCCUACAAUCCCCCUAUCACUCCUACCACCACUCGAGGAGCGUGCAGCAAACGACGAGCCAAGCUUACCCCUCGGCCGGUUACCCAGACCAUCAUCAUCAGCCUCAGGAUCAGGCCUACAUGGGGGCCGGCUACGGCGGCUACCACAACAACGCGACCGCCUACCACCAUCAUCCCUCCACCUCGGACGCCGCACUGGUCCACCACCAGCAUUACUACAACGACCUCCACCACCACCACCACCACCACCACGCCAACGCGGGGACCGGGACGCCGGAGGCGGCAGCCGGCUACGCGGGCCCCAUGCACCACCCUAGCUCGGCCGAGUACGGGAGGAGCGGCAAGUGUCACUACUACGAGCAGGCCGGCCAGCUCCAACACCACGUCCACCAGGGCGGGGAGGCGUCCAACAUACCCAACAGCUACGUCUCCUCGCCCGACCCCUUCCCCUCCACCGCCCCUGGGAUGGCGACCACGGCCACCGCGAUCGCGGCUGCCACCGCAGCCGUCAUAACGCCACCUGGCGGCGCGCAGGCCGACACUGGCGACUCGUACAACAACAACAAUAAUAAUAAUAAUAAUAACAACAACAGUAACAACAACAACAGCAGCAGCAGUUCGUACGGCAACUUCUACGCGGAGCCGGUCCACCACCACGCGGCCGCUGCCGCCCCACCCCCGCCCUCGGCCGACAACAGCAACAGCUCGUCCGACUUCAACUUCCUCACCAACCUCGCCAACGACUUCGCGCCCGAGUAUUAUCAGCUCAGCUGAGCCCGAGAGUCGGAGGGACAGGAGGGGGGGCAGCAGCAAACGCUGGAUUGGAGCGACGAGCAGUGCCUGCUCAACGCGUUGUACUGAUGGGCAAGGGGCUGGU